Messenger RNA from Bipolaris victoriae FI3, 1866 nucleotides. RefSeq lists its product as hypothetical. Gene Ontology annotation, molecular function: protein binding. The record is from RefSeq and is a predicted model, not a curated record. Gene Ontology annotation, biological process: mitochondrial fission; peroxisome fission; autophagy of mitochondrion. The transcript has 7 exons. The coding region runs from base 1 to 1866 and encodes 621 amino acids. Gene Ontology annotation, cellular component: peroxisomal membrane; mitochondrial outer membrane. NCBI's taxonomy places the organism in Eukaryota, Fungi, Ascomycota, Dothideomycetes, Pleosporales, Pleosporaceae.
AUGCCGCCGUCAUUACCGUAUGCUGCCGACGUAGAGUCGCCUCUUAAGCCUGAAGAGCUGCAAGUCCUUCGCGCACAGUACGAGAAAGAGGGCGAAUAUGUUGGGUUGCAGACAAAGUUCAACUACGCAUGGGGCUUGAUCAAGUCAACCUCUCGUCCCGACCAACAAGAGGGCGUGCGCUUGCUCUCUGAGAUCUUUCGCAACUCGCGCGAGCGUCGGCGCGAAUGCCUCUACUACCUCGCUCUGGGCAACUACAAGCUCGGCAAUUACGCUGAGGCCCGACGAUACAACGAGCUCUUGCUGGAGCUGGAGCCUGCAAACUUGCAGGCUGGGAGCUUGAAGAGUCUCAUCGACGAGAAGGUUGCAAAGGAAGGGCUUCUUCCGAUCGACGUUUGUGCCUCUCCACUACUAGAGCGUUGCUUCCUGACUGGAUCACUUGCACCAAACUCUCGACUACGCCCUAUCACCCUACAUAUUAUCCUACGCGAUACGUACGCUAUCAUGGACCGGUCAAGUGGUGAGAAUGCGCAAUCACAAACCCAGCGGCCCGGCCACCGCGACAUGAUGUUUUGUCACGAAUGCGCCGAUGAAUGGUACCGGGACGAACAUGGUCUAUCCUGCCCAGAAUGCGGCUCAGACUUCACAGAGAUCAUUGAAGAGAACAAUGACCCCCGAGACAGUAACAUGUUUGGACAUGACGGCGACGACUCUGACUCCAUACCUGGUUUUGGACAAGGCCAACCUCGCAAUCCGCACCAUAAUUCGUCGCAUAAUGACGAUCCAGAGGAGGACGACAUUAGCAAUAUUCGAUUCGUACAGACCGCCCCCGGACGCUACAACCUACAAGCUACUGUCACCAGGUCCGUGUCCCCCCACGGAGGCAUGCCACCAGGAUCCAUAGGCGGCUUUAUGGCCAUGCUGAACGGCUUGACUGGCGCUGGCCUACGGCCGCAGGGCCAGCAACAGACUCCGGGGCAAGGCCAGGGUGAAGGUCUCUUUUCUGGCCCAGGGACCAAUCAGAAUCAGUCUGCUUUCCACGAAUCACAGAACGAAGGUACAGAAGGAGGCCCUCAGAUCCGGGGAGGAAGAUUCACAUACCACGGUGGAGUUCGUCUCUUUCCUCCCGGCGGAAACGGCGCUGGGCGGGCCGAGCCUGUGGACGAGCUAACAAACGUUAUGACGGGGCUCUUUGCCGCUUUCGGUGCACCUCCUGGCCACGUUCACGCCCAUGCCUUUCCUCAAGGCGGAGCCCAGGGCUCUUUUAGUGGAGAGCACACUCAUGGCCCUGGAGAACGGGUCAUGGGCAACCCCAUUCUCAACUUGUUCUCUGCAAUGGGCAUGAUGGUUCCUGGGGCUGGCAACAUGGGAGACUUUGUAUAUUCACAAGAAGGCCUCGACCGCAUCGUCUCUCAGCUCAUGGAACAGACGGCGACCAGCAAUGCACCCGGCCCCGCCACUCAGGCUGAUAUCGACGCCCUACCCCGGAAAGAAGUUACCGAGGAGAUGCUAGGCGAAGAGCACAAGGCUGAAUGUAGCAUAUGUAUGGACGAGGUUAAUAUCGGUGAACAGGUGACAAUGCUGCCGUGCAAGCAUUGGUUCCAUCACCCGUGCAUAUCCGCAUGGCUGCUAGAGCACGAUACCUGCCCGCAUUGCCGAAAGGGCAUCACCAAGGGUGGUCAGGACCAGUCUGGCAACCCUGCCCCAUCGGGCGGUCACGAUGAUCCCACAUCCCAGAUGCCUGGUGCGUUUACUGCGGGUCCACAAUCCUCCACCGAGGGCAACUCGUCUAAUAACGCAAAUGCAGGCUCAGGCAAUGGUGGCAUCAGCGACCGGAUACGAAGGGGUCUGUUUGGAUCUCCACAUUAG